Suillus subalutaceus is the source of this 2817-nucleotide messenger RNA. RefSeq lists its product as uncharacterized. The coding region runs from base 1 to 2817 and encodes 938 amino acids. Lineage: Eukaryota; Fungi; Basidiomycota; Agaricomycetes; Boletales; Suillaceae. The record is from RefSeq and is a predicted model, not a curated record. The transcript has 16 exons.
AUGGUCAAAUCCAAGCAAACCUGCAAGAAGUCCACUGGUGGCACCGCGCCACGAAUCGUGUUGCCAUUGCCGUCAACCACCCAAGUGGUUCCUGCGCCGAAGGAGAUCGAGGUUUGUGAGCCGUUCCACCACAAUGAGUUCUGUCUCAUUUGCAGGGACGGUUCUGUUGGAGACAAUCGCCUCUUCCUCUGCAACACUUGCCCACGCGUGAUGUGCUCACGCUGCAUGGAUAUUCCCCCUGCCAGUGCACACACGAUCACCAAAGACAAUGUCACAUUUGUCUGCAUCUCUUGCCAUGUGGCAGGACAAUACCAUGGACAUGUGUCUUACUCGCCCUAUUUUGGCUUUUACCGGAAGGGAAAACCCGUUUUUUGCCUCGUUCCUCCCCAUCCAUGUGGUGGAUUCAACUUUCGCACUGUUGUGUUCGACAUUGGCAGUGGCUCGAAGAUCGAGAAUUACCAGUCCAAGGCAAGUGCAAUGGUUCAGGCGCUGUUGGACUCGGACUGGCCGCGCAUCGUCAUUGCAAUCACUAACCAUACUGACAACGACCAUGGCAAUCUGUUUGUCGGGUAUGAGGGGAAGAAGCAAUAUGUCUCUGCCCGUGUUCACUCUGUUCUUGAUGUUCUCCUUUCACCUUGGCAUCCCUUGAUUCAUGGGGCGGGUGAAUCAUACCUGUGGCUUUUUUCUUGUGGCGCACUCAUCAACAACGCGACCUCAUUUGCAUGCUUGCAAAAGGCGGUCAUAGACCAUCAGAUGAUGGCUACUAUCGGCUUCAAUGCUGUCUGCUUCCAACCAGGUUUCACAACGCACCUUUUGCUAGCGUUUGCGGAACUGGUAAUUAUUGAGCAGCUGCCCAUUCAUGUUGUCUUCCCUGACAUGCUAGGCCAGUCCUACAAGCUGGGGCACCAUAGUGAUGUGUUUUUGCUGAUGCCCGAUGGCUCUGAUUCAUUGACCAUCACUCAGUUCUCCUGGAUGCAUUCUGAACUUCGCCCAUGGGGUCAGUACCUGCCGGUCCAAUGCCCAGAGUGUGGAAUGACAAAUGCAGGAAAGGGUAUACAUUCUCACAACCGGCGCAUCCAAGGAUCCUUUUGGCAGGAAAAGGCCCAGUUCAUGCUGGAUUUCAAUGGCCUUGACGCCCAUGCCUGUGAAUUUUUUGGACCUGUUUUGGAUUACGCCCCUAAUUCAAAAUCUUCUCAAAAACGUGUGGUGAAAAAGAUCUGCAAGGCUAUACUGGCCGCCCAUGAGCAACAAGAGGAAGAUUCAACCUUGCCUUCUUCCUUGAAAAAGGCGAUAAAGCAAUACUAUGCCAAAAUCUGUGAAGACAAUGAAGAGGCACGGAAACGAGAGGCCACAAGUCGGCCCAAGGAGGUAUCAUUCUACAAGAAAACAGUGUCUGAAUGGGAUGUGGCGCAAAAAUUAUUUAAGCAGGAAAUUGAUGCGUAUGACAAGGCCGAGCAGCAAAGGAAGGGCUUGCAGCAUUCGAUCAAGUAUCGAACAGGGCAUGCAAGGGAAUGGUUCGGCAACAUGACAACUUCACAACAGCAUGAGGUCAAUCUCAUAUUUGCCCUAAGGUACCGUAAGAACUACCUCAAGAAAACUCUGGAAGAUUUUUCAGAGCAAAUCAGGCGCACCAUGGGUUGUCGUGUAGUCAUGCUCGUGAGUCACAAGAAAAAAGCUAGUCAGACAUUGUCUGUCACUUUCCAUGAAACCGAGCCUCAGAAUACCAGGAAGAGGUUUUCUGUCAGCUCAGGAGGUAUCAAGGAGUGGACUUCGGCUGGAUUUGAAUCCUUCGCAGAAUGGUCCAAGACCGAAUUUUACCCUUCAGAGGAUGAAGACCAUGCCGGUUCAGACAAUGAAGAUGGCAGUAAUGGACCUGUCAUACCUGAAAUUAUCCUAGAUGAUGAUGGGUAUGCAAUACUUCCUACGCGUGAUGGCAUUGGCCUCAAGGGCCAACAUGAAUUGAUUAGAGGCAUAUUUCAUGCUUCAUACAAAGUUUGCACCAGUGGCUCUAGACCUGUGCCUUGGGGUGUGAUAACUGCCAGCUCAUCCAAUUAUUUGGAACCUGGUUCAGUUCCCACUGGAUUUGUGGUCAAAGACCCUUCUCAUAUGAAGACAGAGGAGGCCAAGGUUGGUGAUGUGCGUGCGAAUGUACGAAAUGAAGCACAAAAAAGGAAGUCUGAGAAGAGAAGAGUAAGUGCCCUUGACUCUGACGAAGAAGACCAAGACCGGCCGGCUUCCUUAAGUGGUUCUCAUGCCACAGAACAUAGAACACAACCAGCCGAGCACUCCAACCAGACAACCCCAGACGACGUUGCAAUCAAUGACCGAUAUAUGUUUUUAGAAUCUCUUAGCAAGACUGAAAACUACUUGGAGCUUGUAGAUGCUGUUAGGGAUCUCGCAAUCUCAUUUGUCCAACAGCCAAUUUCAGAGCAAUGCUCAGGUUUGCCUACCUGGGCUGACUGGUCUUGGGGAGGAUCUUAUCUCCCUGAGAAUGUGCAUGUGUCAUAUGCUGCAUUGAAGGCCAGUUUGGAGACACUACAGACAUCUCCAAUCUCAGGGGCACCAUCUGCAAUGCCAGUGGUUCUAGGAAUUGGGCUGGAAGCAGUGGUGAACCAGGAAAUGGAUAGGGUUGUGGAGCAGGAGCAGGAGCAGGAACAGGAGCAGGAGCAGGAUGAAGUCGAGGAGGUGGUGCAGAAAGGGAGGAAGAGAAUGAUUCCCCAAGCUUCAUCAAGUAAAUCUAAGAAGCGCAGGACUAUGCCCGAGGUCCGAAGAUCAGGUAGGGCAAGGCAACCUUCUAAGAAAGCCCAGAAGAUAUAA